AGCUGUUCGUCGGUUACGACGCUAGUCCCAGCUCAGCGCUACCGUCCCCCGACGUGGUACUGCAGAGCGAAGUUCUCGGGCCGCGCUCCCUUCCCGCCAGGCGCCCUCCCUCUUCGGGAGCCUGGGUCCCCAAGGUGGCCGCGGCGGCUGGACCUCAGGCCAGGCCGCGGGGGGAGGGGGCGGCCUGGAGGCAGUGGCGGGGUCAGCCGGGCCACCGAAAGCGGGGCCAUGGAGCCCAGGGAGUCGGGGAAGGCUCCUGUGACGUUUGAUGACAUCACAGUAUACCUGCUCCAGGAGGAAUGGAUGCUGCUGAGUCAGCAGCAGAAGGAGAUCUAUGGUUCCGACAAGCUGGUGGCACCACUGGGACCAACUGUUGCUAACCCUGACGUGUUCUGUAAGUUUGGACAAGGGCCAGAGCCAUGGCUAGGCAAUGUCCAGGACCAGAGGAGUCUCCUGGACCGUCACCCAGGAAAAAACCAGAUGGGCUACUUGGAAGAAAUGGAUGUGCAAGUUCCUGCCAGGGAGAGUAGACGAUACCUCCCGCCUCAAAAGAAAGCCUGCCUUUCCCACUGCAGUAUGGACAAUGGCAACAUCGAGGGAGACUGGACAGGAAGAAGCAAGAAACUCCUAAAGCCCCGGUCUAUCCAGAAGUCGUGGUUUACACAGUUUCCAUGGUUGAUCAUGAACGAGGAACAGACGGCUCUGUUUUGCUCUGCUUGCCGGGAAUACCCAUCUGUUAGGGACAAAAGGUCAAGAUUAAUAGAAGGUUAUACAGGACCGUUCAAGGUGGAGACUCUGAAAUACCAUGCCAAGAGCAAAGCGCACCUGGUCUGUGUCAGUGCCUUGGCAGCAAGGGACCCCGUUUGGGCAGCCCGUUUCCAGAGCGUCAGAGAUCCACCUGGAGAUGGCCUGGCCAGCCCAGAGCACCUCUUCACUGCAGAUUAUCCCGUGUUCUACGCCCCAGGGUCUCUGGGAGAUUUUGGUAGCAUGGCUGAGCUCCUGCCAACCUCAAGAGCUGAACUAGAGGACCCCAGGGGGAAUGGAACAAUUCCUGCCUUGUAUCUAGACUGCGUUUCAGAUUUGAGACAAAAAGAAAUCAUUGAUGACAUCAACAGCUCUUCAAACAUUAAUGUUUUAUGUAAUGAUGCUGUUGAAUCCUGCAGUCAGGACCUUUCUGAAGAGGGGCUGUUGGAGGAGGUCCCUGUGGUGUUGGAGGAGCUCCCGGCGGUAUUUGAGGAUGUGGCGGUGUAUUUCACCCGGGAGGAGUGGGGCAUGCUAGACAAGCGGCAGAAGGAGCUGUACAGAGACGUGAUGCGCAUGAAUUAUGAGCUCUUGGCAUCCCUGGGGCCUGCAGCUGCCAAACCGGACUUGAUCUCCAAACUGGAACGGAGAGCUGCACCCUGGAUCAAGGACCCAAACGGGCCAAAGUGGGGGAAAGGUCAUCCUCCAGGGAAGAAGAUGACGGUGGCUGUCGGAGAGGUAGACACACAGGCCUUGGCUGUAGACUCUGCACUGCUUCCAGCUCCUUCUGUGGAGACGUGUGCCUCCUACUGUGGCUCCAGCAUCUGUGAAGUAGAAGUGGACGGGCCUAGGAAAAUCAAGAGGACUUACAGACCCCGUUCGAUUCAGAGGUCGUGGUUUGGGCAGUUCCCAUGGUUAGUAAUUGACCCAAAAGAGACCAAGCUCUUCUGCUCAGCCUGCAAAGAAAGACCUAAUCUCCAUGACAAAUCAUCUCGUUUAGUCAGAGGUUACACUGGGCCUUUUAAAGUGGAGACUUUGAAAUAUCAUGAAGUCAGCAAAGCACACAGGCUCUGUGUCAACACUGUUGAAAUCAAAGAAGACAACCCCCAGACUGCCCUCAUCCCGGAGAUCUCCAGUGACCUCAUGGCGAACAUGGAACACUUUUUCAAUGCUGCCUACUCCAUCGCGUACCACUCAAGGCCCCUGAAUGACUUUGAGAAAAUCCUGCAGCUCCUCCAGAGCACUGGGACUGUGAUUUUAGGCAAGUACCGAAACCGCACCGCCUGCACUCAGUUCAUCAAAUACAUCUCCGAGACUCUGAAGAAGCAGAUCCUCGACGAUGUCCGGAAAUCCCCCUGUGUGAGCAUCUUGUUGGACAGCUCCACUGACGCCUCUGACCAGGCCUGCGUGGGGAUUUAUAUCCGCUACUUUAAGCAGAUGGAGGUGAAGGAGUCGUACAUCACCCUGGCCCCGCUCUACAGCGAGACAGCGGAUGGGUACUUUGAGACCAUUGUUUCUGCCCUGGAUGAGCUGGACAUCCCUUUCCGGAAGCCUGGCUGGGUGGUGGGCCUGGGAACAGAUGGCUCAGCCGCGCUGAGCCGCAGAGGUGGCCUUGUGGACAAGUUCCAGGAGGUUAUCCCCCAGCUUCUGCCCGUCCACUGUGUGGCCCACCGGCUGCACCUGGCCGUGGUGGAUGCAUGUGGGAACAUCGAUCUGGUGAGGAAGUGCGACCGGCACAUCCGCACCGUCUUCAAGUUUUAUCAGUCCUCAAACAAGAGGUUGAACGAGCUGCAGGAAGGUGCAGCUCCACUGGAGCAGGAAAUCACCCGCCUGAAGGACUUGAACGCUGUCAGGUGGGUGGCCAGUAAGAGGCGCACGCUAAACGCACUCCUCGUGAGCUGGCCGGCCCUCACUCGGCACCUCCAGAGUGUGGCAGAGGCCGGGGGCCAGGUUGGGCACAGGGCCAAGGGCAUGCUGAAGCUGAUGAAGGCCUUCCAUUUCAUCAAGUUCUGCCACUUCCUUUUGGACUUCCUGAGCAUCUACAGGCCUCUGUCUGAGGUGUGCCAGAAGGAGGUUGUGCUGGUUACAGAGGUCAAUGCCACGUUGGGCCGGGCCUACGUAGCACUGAAGACCCUCCGUCACCAGGCAGGGCCCAAAGAGGAAGAGUUCAAUGCCAGCUUCAAGGAUGGGCAGCUUCAUGGCAUCUUCUUGGACAGGCUGGAGCUGGCAGAACAGCGGUUCCAGGCAGACAGGGAGAGAACCGUCCUGACCGGGACUGAGUACCUCCAGCAGAGGUUUGAUGCCGACCGUCCCCCACAACUCAAGAACAUGGAGGUGUUUGACACCAUGGCCUGGCCAAGUGGGAUUGAACUUGCCGCUUUUGGGAACAGUGAUAUUCUCACCCUUGCCAAGUAUUUUGAGCUCUCUCUCCCUGCAGGAUACAGUGAGGAAGCUCUGCUGGAGGAGUGGCUGGGCCUGAAAGCCAUCGCCCAGAACCUCCCGUUCUCCAUGCUGUGUAAAAAUGCCCUGGCCCAGCACUGCCGCUUCCCCCUGUUGAGCAAGCUCAUGGCGGUGGUGGUCUGUGUGCCCGUCUCCACCUCCUGCUGUGAGCGGGGGUUUAAGGCCAUGAACCGCAUCAGGACCGACGAGAGGACCAAGCUCUCCAAUGAGGUGCUCAACAUGCUCAUGAUGACAGCUGUGAAUGGCGUGGCAGUCACAGAGUACGACCCCCAGCCCGCCAUCCAGCACUGGUACCUGACCUCCUCAGGCCGACGUUUCAGCCACGUCUACGCCUGUGCCCAGGUGCCGGCCCGCUCCCAUGAGAGUGCGGGGCUCAGGAAGGAGGAGCUGGGCGCCCUCUAUGUAGAGGGGUCCGGGAACCAGGAGCCGCCCGUGCUGCCCUCCAGGGAGGCGGUGGAGGUUCGGAAGGACUGCGUCACGGAGCCUUCCAGAAGACUCCUGUACCCCAGCACCAGCCAGGGGGCCCCCAGCAUGUCCUGAGGGAGAGGGAUCCUUGCCUUGGAGAUGCCCCUGUGGUCAUGGGGACAGCUGUCUGCAGAUGCUAGGCUGCCCUAGAGUCGUCCUUUCAUUGGGGACGCUCUCUAAGCACCAGAAAGUGGGCAGUGACAAGGUAGUCAAAGGUCACAUCCCAGAGAGGCAAGGGAGGCGCACAGCCUGUUUCCGAGGCCCCUCCAGGCACAGCGGUGCCUCUUAGCACGUAAAUGUGCUAAACGGUUCUUAUCUCAAGUUCAUUUUUAAGGUGCUCUAGGAAAUAAUCCCAUCAUGAAAGAUUUCACCCCCUGUUCUGGUGGCAAGAGAACUUUUCUGAAGUGGGAGAGACUAUUGAGGUAGGGGCUUACAGCAGCACCCCGCCCUCUGGACAGCCCUGGGGAGCAUUCCGGGGAGGCUGCACACAGCCUUAGUGGCAAGGGGGAAAGGUCACUUUGUUAGAGGUGGAGGACAACCCCAUUCUAGGGGCAGCGGGCCUGGCUGCAAGAGCUCCUAGGAGUCAUUGUUCUGGGGUCUCUCACCCUGGCUCCUGCAGCUCAGGUGGGGAACUUGCCUCCCAGGGCUUCCUUUAGGACAAAACAGACACAAACCCUUUGCAGAGAGCACUCGGGAGAGCUUCGGUUCCCACAGCUCCCUACGGGGCAGCCGGUGCCCUCCGUGUGGAGCCAGGUGCUUCCCACGCCGGAGCACGGUCUGACCCGCAGCACGCGAACCCGUGUUCCUCAGGAGCGGACGGGCCCACGUUGGAGUUGGGAGGCUUAGGUUGCAGCCCCAGUUCUGCUGCAGGCCGUGGGUUGACUGUGAUUAAUCCCUUCCUCUUUUCUGUGCCUCAGUUUCCCUCUCCAUGGAGUGGCAGCAGAGAAUCCAAGUGCCUGCUGACUCCCCGUCUGCCAUAGGAUUAGUGCAUGAGAGAGCCUCGAGCCCCUUGAAAGACAGACUCCGGCCAGCACAGUGUGGACUUAGCUGCCUUCAGCCCCUGUCCUCGUCCUUAGUGGGACAGGUAUGAAUUUACCUCCAAAGCCCUUAUUGUGGUAAGAGGCGCUCUCCAGAUGUACCAUCUGCGUGACAGUCUAGUCCACUCCUCUCCAAGUGGCGCCGGGGCCUCUGCAUUGGAGUCGCUAGGGCUCCACCCAGACGCGCUGAAUCAGAUCCCGGUGCUGGGCUCAGCGACUGGGGGUUUCUAAUAAGCUCCCCAGGAGCCCUGGGCACGCUCUAGCCUAAGAACCAGUGCCCUCGGCACGGAAGGGCGUCUGGUACUGCUACGUUCACAGUCCCUGUCGCCACCUCUUCCCAUUCAGCCUAAAGUGAAGCACUUUUCCUUCCAGGGGUCGCUCAGGAAGCUGAUUCCUGGGAUGCGGAUGAUUUUGUCUAGGUUCCUCCACCCUUAACCAUGGGUGGGAAAUAGUUAUAUGAGAGGGAAGGGCUUCUCUGCCCCUGCCUCGCACGCAUUUUAAAUAGGCAGCAAAGAGCCAUCCCAACCUACCUGGCUGCUGGUCUCCAGGCGGGUCCCUGCCCUGCGCUGCAAGCCCGUGCAAUCAGGCCCCUUAACCAACAGUCUUCUGCUUCCCAUUCCCAGAAGGUGCUGGAAGCCCCUGGGAUGCUGGCAUCCAAGGACGUCGCCAUUAUCGCAGAUCCCCUGGUUCCCGACAUCCCCUUCCCAUCCCCCCCUUACUGCUUAGCCUUAGCGCCAUUGCCCUCCUGUUUUUCUCAGCUCUAGUCAGGCAUUCCUUUCUCACUUCCUGCCUUUCGCCUGUGGAAAUGUCUCCCAGCUGGAGGGGUCUGGGGGUUGGAAGGGCACCACAUUCUGUGGAGCUGGAGCUCUGGGGGGUGUUACUGUCUGUGUGGCCGCAAUGGGCACAGGCCCCCUCCCGGUCAUGGCCUCUGUGGGCACUCAGGAAUUCACCCCAGGUCAGGUGUCAUGGGUGUGGAUGGGUAGAAUGGGACAGAGAAAGGCCUUUUAAAGUGGGGGCUGUAGCCUCCUCCUCCCAGAGGGAUUUCAAAUUGAGGCAGUGUUCCAGCAAGCACCCUUCCCUUGGUGUGGCCUCUUCGUCCUUUGGGAACCCCUCGGAGCAGGAGGCCAGUGCUGUGGGCGACCCGGUUGCUCCCUGUGGGAGCAGUUCUGGAGCUGAGGUGGGAGCUGGGGAUGUGCCCUCCCGUCUCCGCGUCAGUGUGCUCUGACGACCCGUCCACUGCCUUCCUCAGGUUGUGGAAAAGUGGGUCCCCUUGGAGCAGGGUGUCUGAAAAUGCUAUUUAUUAUAGGUAUUUGCACUACCCAGUUUCUCGAGGGGCGUGGGCCUGCUCCAGUUCCCCUUUGUCAGCUAAAGGCAAAGAAGGAAGACAGCUGACGUUUGUGUUCAGGACCCCAGGGUGGAAACAUGGUGAGCCCCUGUACCAGAGCCCCGCUGCCCAGGCUGGCCUCUGCUUUGUUUCGAUAGAGGCUGGCUGUGCUUUCGACCCUUGCUGGGGAGGUUUCCUGUUUUUGCCCCACAAGAAGACAAGCCACAGGGCACUGGAAGUAGGAGCAAGCACCCUCCCCUGGCCAGAGUCCCGGCCAUCGUACCCCCUGCCCUCCGCCUGUAGUCUUGCUGGCAUCGCCAUGUGCACAUCCUGGCAUCACUCCUGCCCUUUCCCCGAUGACUGAUGCCCACUGGGUCUGACAUUCCAAGUAACCAGCAUAUAACUGAUAGUUUGAUUCCAAUAGCCAUAGAGACUCCGGGUGGGAGUGCGGGGUCUCAGCCGCCUGUCCUGGCCAGGUACCUUAGAGAGUGUGACCUCGCUCCAGACCCUUGCUUCUUUCCCUGCAAAGGGGGAGUUCCUAGGGUGCUAAGUACUUGCCAGCACAGUGUGGUGGGAGCCAGUUUCCUCAUAUAGGUGUCUGCUUAGCCAAGAACACUAAGGGUGACUGGCCCAGGGACGUCCUUCCUCCUCUGGUUUCAAAGAUGUGCAACGAGGUUUAAAAAACCAUGUUUGAUUCCUAACCUUUUGCUAUCUGAAUAAAGCUGAGUUUAUUUCAACAAAUGUGUCUGUUCUGUACGUCCCUAAGCGAGACCCAGGAGA
Messenger RNA from Lemur catta (Ring-tailed lemur), 6807 nucleotides. It is a transcript of the gene ZNF862, whose product is annotated as zinc finger protein 862. Lineage: Eukaryota; Metazoa; Chordata; Mammalia; Primates; Lemuridae. Gene Ontology annotation, molecular function: protein dimerization activity. The record is from RefSeq and is a predicted model, not a curated record. The transcript has 8 exons. Gene Ontology annotation, biological process: regulation of DNA-templated transcription. Bases 229 to 3741 code for a protein of 1170 amino acids.